Messenger RNA from Periconia digitata, 1248 nucleotides. The record is from the annotation of a GenBank genome assembly. Lineage: Eukaryota; Fungi; Ascomycota; Dothideomycetes; Pleosporales; Periconiaceae.
CGAUAUACACCAACAAUCCUCCCCCUCCCCUGCAUCCCGCCUCCACACUCCCCCGGGGCCCUCGUCACCAUGUCCAAAGGCACAAAGUACCUCCUCGUGUCGCUGCCCACCUCCAUCUCCCCCUCCAGCCACACCGACGAGGCCCUGACAGCCCUCCGCUCCACCGUGUCCAACGACAAUGGCACCACCUACCAGUUCGCGAUCCCCAACUUCAAGAUCGGCACGCUCGACGCCCUGGUCCAGCAAGCCGACGAUCUGGCCAAGCUCGACUCGGCCUGCGAAGCUGUCGUCGGCAAAGUAGGCGACAGCCUCAAAACCCUCAUGGACGGCGACGAGGACCGCACCCAGCAGCACAAGACCAUCAACGACAAGCCCGUGGACCAAUACCUGCGCACCUUCCAGUGGAACAAGAUCAAGUACCGCGCCGACAAGCCCAUCGCCGACAUCAUCGACUCGCUGCACAAGGAACUCGGCGCCAUCGACAACGACGUCAAGGCAAAGUUCCAGCAAUACUCGCAAACAAAAACCAACCUCGUCGCCGCCGAGCGCCGCCGCACAGGCAACCUCUCCACCAAAUCCCUCACCGCCAUCGUCGACCCAAAACUCCUCAUCCAGGACUCCGAGUACCUCGACACGCACCUCAUCGCCGUGCCCAACGCCCAGGUCAAGGACUUUCUCAAGUCCUACGAGGCCCUCGCGCCCAUGGUCGUCCCGCGCUCCGCCGCCCAGGCCGCCGCCGACGACGAGUUUACCCUCUUCACCGUCGCCACCUUCAAGAAGCACGCCGCCGAAUUCGUCCACAAGUGCAGGGAGAAGCGAUGGACGCCGCGCGACUACAAGUUCCGCCCGGGCGGCAAAGAAGAGGAAGCCAAGGAAGCAAACCAGCUCGCGCAGGACGCGCAGAAGCUGUGGAACGAGGCGCUGCGGCUCGGCAGGACCGGCUACAGCGAGACCGCCAUGAUCUGGAUCCAUGUCCUCGCCCUGCGCGUCUUUGUCGAGACCGUCCUCAGAUAUGGUCUUCCGUUGGAUUUUGUCUGCGGCCUGGUCCAGACAACCCCCAAACUCGCAAAAAAAGCAAAACAAAACCUCGACGCAAACUACUCGUACCUAGGCGGCAACGCCUUUGGCCGCGACGCAAAAGGCCGCAUCCAAAAGGACGACAUGGCCACCGCAAACGAUUUGCAGUCCGCGGGCCACGGCGAGAUGGAGUAUUCGGCGUUUGUGUAUUACGAGUUUGAGAUUCUGUGA